Molecule: messenger RNA, 3157 nt
Organism: Silurus meridionalis
Lineage: Eukaryota; Metazoa; Chordata; Actinopteri; Siluriformes; Siluridae
Gene: atxn10
Product: ataxin 10
Exons: 11
Coding region: 54-1460 (468 amino acids)
Biological process (GO): neuron projection development
Cellular component (GO): cytosol
Source: RefSeq, a predicted model, not a curated record
GACGCGGAUUUCCCGGUUUGAUCAGUGAAAGCGUGCUAAACUGGAAGUGCGUGAUGGAUGCGCUGUGCGCAGACACUCUAAAUAUGGAGUGUUUGUCCUCCUUACAGAGUUUGACGAAGGCUUUAAGAGAUGAGCAGUUCAGGUGUGGUGUAAAGGCCGAGAUCCUGCACAGUCUCUCUGCUCUUUUACUGAGACUGUCUGAUAAGCUUCAGGAGGAUCAAGAGGCAGUAAAAACACCACUGUGUGUCCAGCUUACUGCUGAGUGCUUCCGGGCUCAAAGAAAUGCCUGUGUGCAGUGUCUUCGCAACCAGUGCAUUCUACGGGAUCAGGGAUGUAUCCAGGUAUCCCUAGGGAUUCUGGGAAAGUUGCUUAAGCUUACAUCAGGAGCAUCUGAUGAUCGUCUUGAUGCACUACGAUGUGGAAUUCAGUUUCUCGGCAAUGCCGCAGUUGGGAACCAACUAUGCAAAGAUGACAUUUGGGCCUGUGGUUUUCCACACAUGUUUUUGGAUUUUUUGAAACUGGAUGAUGAAAAGGCUGUGGCGUAUAUGUGCAUGGUGAUAUUCACCUGUCUGGAUGUAGAGAAGACAGAGCAGCUGGGCUUGGAUCCGAUCAAGUUGAAAGUGGCGUUGAAGAUCACGGAGCUGUGUCGGACACUGCCUGACAUCGAUUGGACAGUACUGAUUGUGACGCAACAUUUCUUCAAAUCCUCUGCGCUCACUGAGAAGAUGUAUGCAGUGAUGAGUGAUCAUGAAAGGCUUACCUUACUGGAGCUUGUAAUGGCCCAUCUUGGAGAAAAUAAAGAGGAAGAGUGUGUGAUUCCUCUUAAAACAGCUCAGUUCUUUGCAUUGUCCUUCCAGCACAGCUGCAGGGCUGUUCUCUCUCUUAGCUCAGUCUCAUCAGCUGAUGAGCAGGCUUUGGCAGUGAUCAGGCUCCUGGAUAUUCUCUGUGACAUGACGUCUGGACAGAUGAAAUUUAUGGCUCUGCAGGAUCACCCAGACCUUCUCCAGACAACAAUUGAGCUCCUGAAGGAAGUGCAUUUUCUAGGGAAGGCCAGUAAAAAUGUGUUCAGUGCAGCGCAGGAUUUUUGUCUCACGCCAGCAGGUGAAGCAAGCACACACCCUGCUCUCAGCUUUAAAGCCCACCUCAUCCGGCUGAUUGGGAACCUGUGCCAUGAACAUACAGCCAACCAGAAUCAGGUCAGAGAACUGGACGGUAUAGCCCUCACCCUGGACAACUGCAGUAUAGACAGUAACAAUCCCUUCAUAAGCCAAUGGGCUGUGUUUGCCAUCCGGAACAUUCUGGAGCACAAUGUGGAGAACCAGAAGCUGGUGCAAUGCUUAAGGAGGCAGGGGGUAGCAGAUGACUCCAUGAUCAGAGAGUUGGGCUUCUGUGUACAAGAGAGAGAUGGCAACCUGCUCCUCCGACCUCUCAAAAAGGAGAAAGAGCAGAGAGAGCACUAAACCUGGAGCCCUCUCAUUUCAUCCACUCCUCUGUACUCAACAUCACAUUCUGCAGACAGCUUAAGACACCCACAGAGACCGUUGUGCACACAGAAAACACAGAGUGCAUUUUAAUAUCCAAUCAGUAUUUAGAACUCAAGGGGGCAGGGAAGCGGAGACAGAGAGGGGUGGUGGGGGGUUACUUUGCUUUGUACUCUUUGCAUAAGGGGAACACUAUGGGUUUUUUCUGCAGGGACUCAUGCUGAUGCCUGUGAUGCAUUUAGUGGCCUUUGAUUCUAGCUCCCACUGAAUAGGAUUCAAAUCCUCUGAAACAAGGAGACCCAUGUCUUCCUGGCUUUUCAGCCACCAAAGAAACACUAGUGACCAGUGGGGAACAGAGGUUAAUCUCUAAUCCAGUGAGGUUUAUGGAGACCUGGGGCCCUCCUGAUCCGUUCACAUGAGGGUUUCCUCUCAAUAACCGUGGGACUUGGGUCCCUGUUUUUUUGUGUUUUGUGUGUUGGUUUUCCACUUUGGGAAUGCAAGGCCAUGUAGUCCAUGGUCUGUUUUUCUCUUCUACAGUUAAAAGAAUAGUCACUUAUCAAUAUUAUAAUCACUAGUCUUCCACUCCAAUUGUGGUUCAAAACAAUUUUUUUUUACAAAAAAAACACCAGCUGCUCCUUUAGCAGUGCUCAUCUAUACUUAGCGGUUAUGACUUAUCUGAUCAUCUUACAUUCUUAGCUAGCCCAUCAUGUCCUCAGACACGGACCAAAGUUUUGGCCCAAGUAUAUUGCACUAAGGUCAAUCAGACCAUAAGUGUUAUUUUGUGUGAUGGAUUGACACCUCGGCCCUCACUUACUCUGACUAAAUGAACUGAGUGUUCCUGACACCUGCAUAAUACCCGGCUGCGGAGGCCUCCCCUCACCCUGCGCCACCCUGUUUGCUCUGCCUCAUAUUUUUUAAUGACAAAAUGUUUGUGUGAAACAGUUGAGGUUGACUUUUCUCCCAAUCCAGGCUAUAGUGUAGGGAGCUUAUGGGGUUCCGGUAGCCAGCGGUUCAGACGGCUAACAAAACACGACUGCUUUACUUCUGCUCCGUUGGCUGCCUGUAAUGCUUUUCACACAGGAAAAGAGCGCUGAGCGAGGGAAUGAGGCGGCGUGGACAGCUAUUCAAAUCCUUGUUGGGCAGGACUGGGCGGAGAGCAGUGUCAUGCCACGCCAGCAACAAUCACACAUCACUCAACUGCAGUCAAUUUGGAAAAUGGUACAUAAAGUUUAUCUGAUUUAAUCUUUUUAAUAUCUAAACAAUGAUUUCUGGUUUUGUUUUCAACCACACAGUGAGUGCACAGCGAUGUUCACUGAAAUGAAUUCAUUUAUUAACCUAAUAACAUUGCUGCAAUACUACUAUGUUUAAACCAAACUACAAAACGAUGAGAUGGAUUCAUGUCAAAGUAGAUAUUUUUUAAAAAGAAAUGGGCUGCUGUGGAAAGAACAAACAGUGUACAUCAUUAAUUUGGGACAAAGGUCAGCAUAAUUCAUGGUUCAAAUCAUAAAGAAACAAGGAUAAUAUAUAAUAAGGAACAUAGUAAUAAUUACUCUUUUUCUGAAUAUACAUGAUAUAAAGUGCCAGAUUUUCUGUGUAAAAAAAUAUACUUUCUCAAAUUUGCCAGUCCUUAACCUUGCAUAAACAAUUUUGAAUAAAAGAAUGUUGCUACCCAUGAA